Phytophthora sojae is the source of this 522-nucleotide messenger RNA. RefSeq lists its product as hypothetical. The transcript has a single exon. Bases 1 to 522 code for a protein of 173 amino acids. The record is from RefSeq and is a predicted model, not a curated record. Lineage: Eukaryota; Oomycota; Peronosporomycetes; Peronosporales; Peronosporaceae.
AUGGCUGCUGGUGGCAGCACUGCGGCCAGCAGACUGGCGCCUUCCGAAUUGUUCGGCUUGGCACGCGAGAGCAAAUCCCGAUGCACGACGUCGACUUGGACUCUUGACUUGCCAGCUGUGGCUCCCUCAAAAACGGUCCGAAGAUCGAGCAGCGCCGACCUCGACGCUCUCGGCUAUCCCAUCAGUCGAACGCCGAGCGAGACGGUUGAAGCUGGUCCUCAGCGGUGCCUACCACCCAGCAACGGCUCCCGUCGGGAAAACGCCCCCGAAGCCGCAUCUCGCCCUUGGCAAGACAGGCUCGCGUUGCUGCCAUUGCGAUUGUCGAGCGAGGCAACCACCAAAGCAUCAAAUCCGCCAGCCGCGACAAGUAUCCACGACGUCUUACAACUCGACGCGAGCAGAUCCAGGAGUCCUGGCAGGACUGUCAAACGCGAAAACGAUCGGGGAAGCGUGCAACAUGCACUGCAACAUACAAACCACCGCCACCGGAGUCCCAAGCGCAACCGGAACGCGUCGCCAUGA